AUGAUAUGGACAACACCUCUAAAGAUAAUAUAUUCAUUUGUGAUAUCCUGUAUCUUCGUUGCCCCAGCCAUUAUCGGUUACAUACUUCAUGUCCAGCUCACUCGGCAUUCCUUUUGGGCAUUGGGUGUAUAUGGUCUUGUUGUGUUUUCAUUUGUUGUUUUACAAUUGAUCUUUGCCUCUUUGAAUCGAUGUAUGGUCGCUUAUUAUAGACGAAAUCAACCUGAUCCUAUCUCCUCUUCUUCAUCAUUUGAAAAAAAUGAAAAUAACGUGUCAUCAUCAUCAUCAUCAUGCGAAAGACGUAAAGCAUCCAAAUUAGGCCUUGCUGUAGUUGGUUAUCGUGAAGAACCGGGUUUGUUUGCUGCUUGUUUGGAAUCCAUUCGUCAUGUAGAAUAUCCUGAUCCUAUCAUCAUGGUCGUGGUGAUCGAUGGCAACGAUCCACAAGAUGCAGAAAUGGCAGCGGUGUUCCAAAAAAUAUUUCCUACAGAACCUGUCGUGACCCUUCCUCAUCUUUUAUCUGAUCUCUUUACUGGACAUCCUCAACAAUUGGAACUUGUUCAAAAACAAUUAGGUUUACCUUACUCACAAUCAAUUACUCUUGCCAAUCAAUCAACUCAUGAGGAUAACUCGGAAAAUAUCAGUAUCAUAACUACCGACAGGAGUGUGAAAGGAGAAAACGACACUAUUGUUAUCAACAACAACAACAACAAUAAGAAGAAGAAGAAGAAAAAGCCAUCCAAAAUAGAAAUUAUUGUUCAGGAAAGACAACGUCAAAAGUUGCAAGGUCGACAUUAUGAACUUGAAUCAUGCCCAACAACACCAACAAUGGAUCCUCUUGACAAGUUUCUUCAUUAUUAUACCGUCCUGCCUUCGAAUACCCGGAUAGUAUGUUAUAUGCAACCUCAUCGUGGCAAACGACAAGCCAUGUAUACAGCGUUUCGUAUCCUGUUAGCAGUAGGCUGUGAAUCUAUUGUGUCCACAGAUUCAGACACCAAGUUUGAUCCUCGUGCAGUUUUGGAACUUGAACGUGCUCUUCACUGGUUCCCUUCCAUUGGUGCGGCGGCUGGCGAUGUACGCAUUUGGAAUACUAUGGAUAGUGCCUUGUCUUUCAUGUCCUCUUUACGCUACUGGAUGGCUUUUAAUAUCGAACGUGCUGCUCAAAGUUUCAAUCGUGCUGUCACUUGUGUCUCUGGUCCCAUGGGUAUCUAUCGUGCUUCCGUCUUGCGUGAGAUUUUGGAUGAUUGGGUGACUCAAAGGUUUUUAGGUCUAGAAUGUACUUAUGGUGAUGAUAGACAUUUGACAAAUAGAGUUCUUCUUCAUGGAAAAAAGGUGGUUUACAAUCAUAUGGCGUUUUGUGAAACGGAAACACCUGUCACUUUUAUUCGAUGGUUCAAACAACAGACAAGAUGGUCCAAAAGCUUUUAUAGAGAAUUAUUAUGGAAUGCACGUAGUCUACAUAAACAUAGUCCAUGGAUGGCGGCAGAAUUGUUUUAUCAAGGGAUGUAUCCAUUUGUUCUGAUGUUCUCCAUUUUUUAUAUUUUAUGGGCGCACUCUCCUUGGGUACUUUUGAUUUGGUUGGUAUCCUUGGUGAUGGUUGCCAUGAUCAAGAUGGUCUACUCUGUGAUGGUGUCUCGAUCGCUACGGUUUCUUGCUUUCCCAUUCUAUUCUAUUUAUUACCUCAUCGGCUUGGUUCCUGCCAAACUGUGGGCCUUGAUUUCUCUAUGGGAUGUGGGUUGGGGUACGAGCGCUAGAUCUGCUUCUGAACGAAAGCGUGAAAAUAUCUUAUGGUGUCAAGUCAAGCAAUCCCUUCCUGUCGUUGUAUGGUCUUGUCUCUUGGUCGCCGGGAUCGCCUUUAACAUCCUUAUCUAUUUUUUUGAUCCUAUCAAAGGUGUUUUGGCCCCUCGUCUCCCUGAUCCUAAUAGUAUUGUGUUUUAUCCCAAUCCUGACAUGAUUACCUGAUAUUCUUUUUUUUUUUUUUUUCAUUAGUUAGUUC
This is a messenger RNA of Halteromyces radiatus, 1990 nucleotides long. Its product is annotated as nucleotide-diphospho-sugar transferase. NCBI's taxonomy places the organism in Eukaryota, Fungi, Mucoromycota, Mucoromycetes, Mucorales, Cunninghamellaceae. The transcript is spliced from 2 exons. Gene Ontology annotation, molecular function: hyaluronan synthase activity. Bases 1 to 1956 code for a protein of 651 amino acids. The record is from RefSeq and is a predicted model, not a curated record. Gene Ontology annotation, biological process: extracellular matrix assembly; hyaluronan biosynthetic process.